This is a messenger RNA of Mytilus trossulus (common blue mussel), 1576 nucleotides long. RefSeq lists its product as uncharacterized. The transcript is spliced from 2 exons. The coding region runs from base 220 to 1275 and encodes 351 amino acids. Lineage: Eukaryota; Metazoa; Mollusca; Bivalvia; Mytilida; Mytilidae. The record is from RefSeq and is a predicted model, not a curated record.
UAUCACAGCUGACUGACAUAUUGUUUCUGAAAAAAAAUAUUGUUUUAGCAUGAAUUUUUGUGUUUUAAAGUUCGUGUUGCUUUGUGGUUUUGUUUUCCUUUUUUAGGAAGACUGUGCAAGUAAAGAGAAUGUGAUCGAAGUAGACUAAAGGUAGAUGCAGUACCAUCAGUGUUUAGCUUUCGUCCCAAAAUAAAUAUUGUAAGCCCUAGAGCUUUAAGAAUGCAAUCUAGAAAAGCCAUGAGUGUGGACACAGCUCUUAACCAAGGAGUACAACAAGAGGUUGAAAUUGAGUCAACAUCAAAUAGUACUGAUAUUUCCUUACCUUCAGAGCCUGACGUACAUGUACCCAAGGACAUGCAGAUCCAGUGCGAGUUACUUGGUCGGUAUUCGAUUGAGAGGUUUAUGGACAAUCCAAAGGCAGUUUCAUUUUAUACAGGUUUUAAAUCUUAUGAACAUUUUAUGUUCUUAUUCCAUGCACUAGGUCCUGCUGCAUAUGAGCUCAAAUAUAAAUGUUCAACCCUUCAUCCAUCGGAUCAGCUUUUUAUAACAUUGAUUAAACUUAGAUGUGCCAAAGAAGAUGUAGAGUUAUCCUUGCUAUUUGAUUUAUCUGUUUCAACCAUUGCUAGGAUUUUUAAUACCUGGAUUAACUUCCUUUAUUUUCAAUUGAAUGAAUUAAAUAUUUGGCCAUCAAGAGACAUUGUUGAUAAGCAUAUGCCAGUAGAUUUUCAUAGAAAAUUUCCAAGGACGAGAGUUAUUCUUGAUGCUACCGAGAUUCCUAUCCAGAAAUCUCAAGACGUUAACAUUCAGAGUGUGACUUGGUCAUCCUACAAGCACAAAAAUACUGUGAAAACUAUGGUCGGGUGUACCCCAAGAGGUGCUAUAUCCUAUAUUUCAGACUGCUAUGGGGGAUCUACCAGUGACAGGCAGAUUAUUGAAGACUCAAGUCUUUUAGAUAAUACCAGGUUUGAAUCUGGGGAUAGUAUAAUGGCGGAUCGAGGCAUAAUGGUUCAAGACCUCUUUGCAAACAACGAUGUGUAUGUUAAUACGCCUACAAUGCUGAAAGGAAAAUCACAACUAGAGCCAGAAGAAAUUGUGAGGGAUAGACGUGUUGCAUCCAAGCGUAUCCAUAUAGAACGUGUUAUAGGAUUAGCCAAACGUUUUAAAAUUCUUAAGUCCGAACUUCCAAACACCAAACUGUCAUUAAGUAACAGAAUUGUAUUUGUUUGUUUUGCAUUGACAAAUUUCAAAAAUGCAAUUGUUGAUAAAUUUGCCUAGAUUUUCAAAGGGUCCCAUUUUUAUAUUUAUAUUGUAAUUUAACCAAAGAUAGUAAAAUUGGCCAUAUUUUCAUAGUUCUAAAGUAUACUCCUGAGAUGUAUCCACUAAUUACAAAAAAUGUAAUUAUCCUUUUUAACUAAUUUUGGCGUGUGAUAAAUACAUGUAUGACAUUUUCGGUACCUAAUGCUCUUAUUUCUUUGAGUAUGUUUAAUUAUUUUUUUAUCAAGUUCAGCAUUAUUGGAGGAAAAGAGGGGGGAUGUCAUGAAUUGAGAAUUAUCCAUAAAAAGAGGGGGGGGGGGGG